Messenger RNA from Polistes canadensis, 1674 nucleotides. Its product is annotated as platelet glycoprotein V-like. Gene Ontology annotation, molecular function: protein binding. The record is from RefSeq and is a predicted model, not a curated record. Gene Ontology annotation, cellular component: plasma membrane. Bases 222 to 1304 code for a protein of 360 amino acids. Lineage: Eukaryota; Metazoa; Arthropoda; Insecta; Hymenoptera; Vespidae. The transcript has a single exon.
AGCAUAAAAGUUAAAUCAUGGUCAGAUUUGAAGGUAUAGACUCCGUAGCUUGUUAAUUAAUUGCAAUUCGGUUUAAUUCAAUUUAAUUGUAACAUAAUUUAUAUUGCAAUAUGUAUUAUUGUGUCGUAAAAAUUGUCUGAAAUUAUAAAGUUUUAUUCUAAACCUAAUAUUUUAUAUGUUGUUUAAUAAAUAAACUUCUUAUUUUCUUAAAAAAAAAUAAAAUGAUAUUUUACCAGAUCGAUUGUAAAGAUAUGGGAGGAUGGAAUAACUUUAAUUUCACAAGCAACCAAUCCGAAAAGAUACUCAAUACGCUGGAGUUUAUACAUUGCGAAUUACCAAGCAUAACUACAUUACAAAAUGUGGUGAAAACACUAGGAGUAGAAGAAACAAAUACACUGAUCUUUCAAUCUUUUAAAGACCUUGGCGAUACACUAAAAAGAGAGCAUCUUCAAGAAUUUUCAAAUAUAACAAAAUUAGUUUUACUCCGAAACGGUUUAACAAAUAUUCCAUAUGAUUUGUUUUCGGAUUUAUUCAAAUUGGAGUACCUUGAUAUAUCUGAAAAUAAUAUUAUACUACCAAAAAAUAUUUUCGAAAAAACAAAGAAUCUUAAGCGACUGGAAUUAUAUGGAAAUAACAUAAAAGAAUUCGUCCCUGGAUUAUUUUCUGAUUUACUGUAUCUAGAGUAUCUAGAUCUAAUGGGAAAUUUAUUAGUAGAACUCGAUGCCGAAGUAUUUAACGAUCUAAUAUCAUUAAAAAAUUUGAACCUAGGAGUAAAUAUGUUAAAAACGUUACCGCAAUCAAUUUUUCGUAAAUUAAAGAGGUUGGAAAUAAUUGAUUUGUCUUUUAAUAAUUUAAUCUCUAUUCCAUCAAAACUGUUUGAUCAAAAUCAAAAAUUGCGACUGGUAGCACUUCAUAGUAAUAACGUACCUAAAAUAAAACUGCCCGAAAAAUUUUUGUCGAAUUUAGAAAAACUAGAAGAAGUCAUUUUGAGCAAUAAUAGAAUCGAAAAUCUAACAGAAAGUCUUUUCUGGGGUUCAUCAUCAUUAAAAUAUAUCCAUCUGAAUGAGAAUUUUCUUAAAACUUUACCCCAAAAUAUCUUUAGAGGUUUACAAAAUGUUGAGCUACUCUUAAUAAAUAACAAUCUAAUUGAAACUCUUCCUGAGGGAAUUUUUAAAGAUUUGGGAAAAUUAAAACUACUCGACUUGUCCAAGAAUCAUAUUGUUUCUAUAUCAAGGUACAUUAUUAUGCAAUUUAUGGAAGAUUUAUUUGUUAUYUAWUUUUUUUCUAAUAUGAAUAUUUUGUAGAAAUAUGUUUGAAGGUUUGACAUCUUUGACUGAACUCAACAUGGAAAGAAAUCAUUUGAAACAUAUCGAACAUGCGGCUUUAUCAACCAUUAGAAAUCUAACAAUUGCUAGGUUCUCUCAUAAUGAGCUACAGUUUAACUAUGCACGUAAAAAUCAGUCUCCUUUUUUUUAUAAUUUUCUUCUCAAAGAAUUGCAUUUAUCGUAUAAUGACAUACAACAUUUCUUUUCCCAUUUCUCGAUAAAUAAAUUCUACUUAACAUUAUUAGAUUUGAGUCACAACAACAUAAAUACCAUAUCGGUAAUUAUCAUAUUUUAUUAUUCAAACAUAUAUUCAAGUAUUAUUAUUUUAAUUAAUCAAAGUGAUUUAAUC